AUGGAUGCGAGCGCGGAGAGCGAGGGCGUCGACGCGCGAAGAAACGCUCUCUCGGCCGACGCCGAGGGCUCGACGCGCGCGGAAGACGGAGGCGGGGAAACGGAGACGACGGUGGUGUCUGCGCGCGAUGCGCUGGCGAAUGCGAUCCGGGACGCGACGUUGAUCGCGCGCGGCGGCGGCGCGGCGACGAACGACGCGAACGGAGACGCGAACGAUGAGAUGGAAGACGCGAACGAGGGGAGAGAGGUUUAUCAGGGAAGGCUCGUGAGCGCGCUGGUCGCGGCGGAGCAUGGAGCGCCGACUGCGGCGCUGUUUGUGAUCGUUUUCGUGUACUUGCACUGCGCGGCGUUGGCGUUCGUGGCGUGGUUGACGUACGCGUCGCGGAGGAUGAACGCGGUAACGCAGGCGUGCGUGAGCGCGAGAGAUGAGAGGAAAUUAAGCGAGGUGGUGACGUACGCGUCGUUGGUAAUCGGACACGUCGUCGUGAUUUGGUGGUUGACGCCGUCGGGACGUCGAGCGAGACAGUUUUUCAGGACGGGCGCGGAGUCACCAAGUUUCAUCACGAGUCUACUCGACGUAUUUGUUCUCGAUUCGAGCGCACGAUUCGUUUUCAUUCUUUCAAAGCUCGUCGUCGUCGCUCUGCCGCUGUCGACGUUGCAGAAGUUGUUACGAGCGCGAGGACGCGCGUCCGGGGCGACGUCGCCAAAAGUCUCGACGGUGAAGAUGCCCCCAGCGCGUCUCUACAGGCGCAGAGCGUCGUUGUUGAGCAUGAUCGAGUACGCGAGUUUGAUGGUUCGAAGUUUGGUCCCGGUCUCCGUGUGGUUGGCGUACUUUCAGCGCGAGUUACCGAAGGUGUUAGCAUCCAUCAUCACGGGCCUCUACCUGUUGACCAAGUCGCGAGGUUUGGUGCGCAGCGGCUCGGAUUUCGUCAAGGCCGUAUCGGCGUGGUUAUCGCUCGGUUCGCGCUCGUCCGCGAACGGCGAGAUGGCCACGAGGGAGGAUCUCAUGGAGGCGGGAGACGUAUGCGCAAUUUGUCAGGAGAAGUGUGUCGACGCCAUCAAGCUUCGAUGCUCUCACAUAUUUUGUGACGACUGCAUCGGCGAGUGGUUCGACAGACAACCCUCGCGAGGGGCUUCGGGUUUGUCGAAAACGUGUCCAACGUGUCGUGCGGUCGUGCAGAGCGGCGUACAGCGAUCGUACGGAAACGGCGCGAGCUCCCUCCUUCCGAUUUUGUUUUGA
Molecule: messenger RNA, 1239 nt
Organism: Ostreococcus tauri
Lineage: Eukaryota; Viridiplantae; Chlorophyta; Mamiellophyceae; Mamiellales; Bathycoccaceae
Product: Zinc finger, RING/FYVE/PHD-type
Exons: 1
Coding region: 1-1239 (412 amino acids)
Biological process (GO): positive regulation of ERAD pathway
Molecular function (GO): ubiquitin protein ligase activity
Source: RefSeq, a predicted model, not a curated record